Fundulus heteroclitus (mummichog) is the source of this 701-nucleotide messenger RNA. RefSeq names its product histone H2A. Gene Ontology annotation, molecular function: DNA binding; structural constituent of chromatin; protein heterodimerization activity. Gene Ontology annotation, cellular component: nucleosome. The record is from RefSeq and is a predicted model, not a curated record. Bases 25 to 411 code for a protein of 128 amino acids. The transcript has a single exon. Lineage: Eukaryota; Metazoa; Chordata; Actinopteri; Cyprinodontiformes; Fundulidae.
AAGAUAACAUUGAAGUGAUUAAACAUGUCUGGACGUGGAAAGACCGGCGGUAAGGCUAGAGCCAAGGCCAAGACUCGCUCUUCCAGAGCCGGGCUGCAGUUCCCCGUGGGUCGUGUCCACAGGCUGCUGAGGAAAGGCAACUACGCUGAACGCGUCGGUGCCGGAGCCCCGGUGUACCUGGCCGCCGUGCUGGAGUACCUGACGGCUGAGAUCCUGGAGCUGGCUGGCAACGCUGCCCGCGACAACAAGAAGACCAGGAUCAUCCCCCGUCACCUGCAGCUGGCUGUGCGCAACGACGAGGAGCUCAACAAGCUGCUCGGAGGAGUCACCAUCGCUCAGGGAGGCGUUCUGCCCAACAUCCAGGCUGUGCUGCUGCCCAAGAAGACCGAGAAGCCCGCCAAGGCCAAGUAAACCUGCCUGGAAACAAUAAACCCAAAGGCUCUUUUAAGAGCCACCCACAUCUACUUAACACGCACGAUCCUAAUCAUAUACUAUCAGACUGCACGGUGUGCUUCAAGUAUUACAUUGUCAAAUUUGUGUCUCUAUACUUCAGAGUGGUCGUUAAAUUGACUGUCAUCUUGAGGUGUAAUCUGUGAAAGACUACACAGAAUUUGAUGUUGACAUUAUUAUACACAAAGGGAUAUAAAAGGCGCUAAAAUGUAGCGGCUGCUGUGAAUAUGAAGCACUAGAGAGGUUAUUGU